GUCCUGGGGAGUGUGGUUUUGGUGUAGGUGUUCUGAAUUGGACUGCUCCACCGUCCGGCAGCACUGGAAGAUUGAUGAACAGUGUAAGGUGUCUAUUGACCAGCCAGCCAAAAGCGCUGGAAAAAAGGGCCGUAUAGGGUAUGGAGUGAGGGAGAUAGGAGAGUUUGUGCAGACUUUUCGGGCCUUCCACCGCCAAUUCGUUUUUCACUCGCCGUGUCGUGAGCGUUCUGUUCACAGCAAUAGCCUGGCAUCCAACUCUUUUUGCUGUACAGUAUCUAGUUUUCGCUUCUACGAUAGUUUCGCUCCUAUUAUUUCGCUCCUAGAUAACACACGCGGUUGAUUCCAUUCCUUGGUUCUCUGUCUGGGUUCUAGCGUCCUUGCUUCCUGUAUGCUUACUUAUACUCAAUAACUCCGCGGCUCGUAGCGCCUGGAAUUCCCAAGCGGUUCGCGCUCUGCUGGCUUUUGUCAGCAAACGCACCGUCCUGUCAUAGCAGCAUAAUAGUAUUCUGGUUUCCAUCGGCCGCAGUGUUCUUGUAGGUACGACCGCAGGAGGUGCGGCGCCUUCGGUCAGGCUAAUUUCAGGCAGCUGGUGGUCGUCACCGCUGUAAGAGAGUGGUUGCGAGACAUGUGCAUGCCUUCGGGACCAGAUACGGCGGGGCAACGCAGCAAAUGGGACCCGCUGCUCUGUUUCUUCGAUAAUAAAGCCAUGGCGCCGGGGAAAAACUAAACCACUUCGUGACUCCAGCCGUCUGCUCGUUCAGCACCGAUUUAUCGUUUACCAAUGGUUUAGGUUUUAACUUACGGCGUUUCUCACUGGCACUUGCGUCCCUACCUCUCCGAACUGCACUUGCUAUAUCCCCAGGAUACUUGCGCCUGGUUCUUUUCCGCCUCAUCCGCCACGUUAUUCGCGAUGCCGCGCCAGCAGCCACCCCCCUCCCGCCUGCAAGUCAUCUAUCAAGGUUCCGCCUCUUCCCCCGACGGCUCCAUCCGCGCGCAGCCGCAGCCCUUGCGCCCCAACUCUUCCGCCAUCAAGCGCAUGGGCGGACUGGGCCGCGCUGUUUCCCUCGGCUGCCCCCAAUCAACCAUAAGCGCAGGCCCAGGUUCCGGCGUGGGGAUAGGUUCCGCUGGUCUCGGUUGCUCUGUGGGAGGGGUUUUCGGCGCAGGCGCACCAACCGCCAAUCCUGGUGCUUCCGCCAUGGGGGCUGAGGUUCCGCCAGGAGCAGGGUCCGCGGGAGCUGCUGCGCUCGGCGUGAGGCUAGCGCCUGGCGGAGCCAUCCCCGUGCUGGUCCGCCAAUCCCUCUGCAUCCAGUUCGUCUUGGACCCCUGGACCGCGCGCAUCCGCUGCGCCAGCGCAGGCGCGGAGCUCGCUCUGGGGUAUUCUUCCGCGGAGUUUGACCGCCUGUCGCUCUGCCACCUCGUGGAUAGCCUCCCCCUGGCGGACUGGCUGCAGCUGGUUGCGCCGCUGGCGGCGGGAGACGAGCUAGGCGCCAGGUUUAACAUGAGCCUGGUGGGGAAGGGGCGCGCGGGCGCGGGGGGAUCGUUUUGGGGAGAGCAGCAGCAACAGCAGCAGCAGCAGCAACAGCAACAGCAAUCGCAGCAGCAGCAGCAGCAGCAGCAGGUCUUGCUUCCCGGGAAAGCCACCCCCCGUUUGGGCGCUACGCGUUUCAGCGCCGGCGGCGGCAACAGGAGCGGGCGGCUGAGCGGCGCUGCUGGGCUGUUCCCCCGGUCAUCGUCCACGACGGAGCCCGACCUCGCCCGCUCUGCCUCGUGCAAUGUGUUCGACGCCACGGACGACGACUCCUCCUUUGACUCCGGCCCCGAGGAUGGGAGCGGCAGGGGCGCGCGACAGGACCCCGCCUGGAAGGGGAUGGAGAGUGGGGGAGAGAUGGGGAUGGGGAUGGGGGCAGGUGAGGAGGUGAUGCGGGAGAUAGCAGUGAGUGUGGAUCUGCAGUUUCUGGAGGUGAACGGAGAGAGGGAGCUCGUGGCAACGGCUCAUGAGGUUCCUGCUGGUGGCAACGGUGCAGGGGAAAGUGGCGCCCCCACAUUCCUGCAGCAGCCGCAGCAGCAGCAGCAACAGCAGCAACUGCAGCCCCUGCAGCGGCACAGCAGUCAGCAGCUGCAGCAGCAGCAGACGGCAGCGCCCCCGUCGCGUCUGAGCAAGUGGCUGAGCCUGGACGUGGGGCUGGAGAAGGUGUCUCUGGAGGGGUUUGAUGCGGUGGAGGACGGUGACAAGGCUGCAGAGUACUAUGGUGCGACGUCGACGAGCAGGAGGGGCGUGAGAGGGGAGCGGGGGGGCAGAGAUAGGAAGGCGGCACUGGAUGGCCUGGGAGGGGGAGCGGGAGGGAAGGGCUUGUCGAGACGGUCUCGCCUGGGUUCUGAUGGCAGCGGCACGAUCUCUCCCCCCCUGCUCUCCGCUGCUGCUGAAGGACCGCUUUGGCUGCCCAACCCUGCUCUCAGGGACCUGCUGGACCAUGUGGGGGCGGCGGUGUUUGCCAUGCGCCUGAGCACGUGCGAGAUCUCCCUCGCCUCGCCCACUCUCGCCUCGCUGCUGGGCCGCCCCCUCUCCUCCAUCUCCGGCCGCUGCCUCAACGACUUCAUCCUCCCUGACGACCUGCAAGACUUCCAGGCGUGGGCAGCAGUGGUGUCAGAGGCAGCACAAGGCGGGCUGGCAGCUCUAGGGCAUCACCACACGCACUCGCAGCCCUCGGCAUCCCUCCACCAGCCAUCCCAGACCCAGCAGCAGCAGCAGCAGCAGGAGCUAUACCGCAAGGAGUUCCGCGUCUCCCUUCCCAACAGCAAGACCCGGCACGUCCGCCUUGCUUGCUGCCUCUCCCCGCCCUCCUUCCCCUCCUCCUCCUCGGCCUCUUCUGCCUCUGCCCUGGCUCUAUCUUACUCCUCCUCCCUCUCCGCCCUGCUACCUGCUUCCUCCCUCUCCUCGGCCUCUCUUUUCGGCCCUAUGGAUGCUCCUGCUGCUGGUGGUACCGGUGGGUCCACCUCGGGAGGUGGUUUGCUCAUGUGUGCGCUUGUGGAGUCCCCUCUUACAGUGGUGAAGGAAUUGUCUCCCAAGGACCAGCUCACUCUCUCGUCCGACCCGGCAGUGGAGAAGGCACGCAUGGUGGUGGAGUCGCUGCCGGUGGGCGCGGUGUGGGUGCAGCAGAGGGAGGACGGGGGUGCGGCCGUGCUGCUCAACGAGCGCCUGGAGGCGCUGGUGGGGUACUCGCGCAGGCACUUCACGUCCCUGGAGGCCACGUACACUGUGCUCUUCCGCGACAAGGCCAUGGAGGCGCGGUCCAUAUUCGAGCGUGACAGGGCGAGCGGGCAGGAGGUGCCGCGCACGCAUGUGAUGGUGCGCAAGGACGGCGAGCGGCGCUGGGUGGAGGUGGCCAGGAGCAUCUUCCCGGGCGGGGAGCUCUGGCUUGUCACUGACGUCACGCACCGCCUCGUGCUGCAGGAGCGCUUCCGCCUGCUCUUCGAACUCUCCACUGACGGGUACCUGCUGGUGGUGGACACAGGCAUCAGCGACUGCAACGAUGCGGCGGUGCAGUGCCUGCGACUGAGCGACCGCAGCGACCUCAUCGGCAAGCGCCUCGUGGAGCUGUCCCCGCCACUGCAGCCCGACGGGCGGCGCUCCGAGGACAAGUACGAGGAGAUGCACGCUCUGGCGGCCGAGCAGGGCCACACCAAGUUCGAGUGGGCGUACGCAGUGGGCGACGGCUCCACAGUCCUAAUGGAGGUGACCCUCACGCACGUGGUCCUUCAAGGCCAGCCCACGCUCCUAGCAGUCUGGCACGACCUCACCGACAUCAAGCUCCACGCCGCAGAGCUCCAGGCCGCAAAGGAAGCAGCGGAGAAGGCUAGCCAGGCGAAGAGCCAGUUCCUAGCCAACAUGUCGCAUGAGAUCCGCACCCCCAUGAACGGGGUUAUCGGGGUGGCCGAGCUGCUCCUGGGCACGGACCUUACGGCGGAGCAGCGGUCGUACCUCGAGAUUAUCCGGUCGUCGGGGGAUAACUUGUUGAGGAUUAUCUCAGACAUUCUGGAUCUGUCCAAGAUUGAGUCGAGGAACCUGGCGCUGGAGUCGCUUGAGUUCGACCUGCACCAGCAGGUGACGGAGGCGCUGGCGCUGCUGGAGGUGGUGGCAAAGGACAAGGGGCUGUACCUCGAGGUGGAGGUGGAGGAGGGUGUGCCACAGAUGGUGGUGGGCGAUGCAGUGCGGUUGAGGCAGGUGCUGCUGAACCUCAUCUCCAACUCCAUCAAGUUCACCGACACUGGCGGAAUCAGUGUGAACGUGCGCCUAGCGCUGCCUGCCGAGAUCGCCUCAGUGAGAGCAAUCCUGGCAAAGCUACCAGCACCUGCUCUCAACACCAGGGGCGCUGCUGCCGCCAGUGCCGGCGCCAGUGCCAACGCCUCUGCAGCAGGCUCUGCUGGGGCAGGUUCUGCUUCUGGGGGAGCAUCCAGUGCCGCUGCUGCUGCUGCUGUGUCCUCGUCCCUGUCGCUGUCUUCCGGUGCGGCAGGGCCCGCGCAUGGGAGCAAGGAGGGCAGUGGCGUUGCUGGUGGUGGUGGGGCGAGUGGUGGAGGGGAGAGGGUGAUGGUGCGGUUUGAGGUGCGGGACACGGGCAUAGGCAUGGACGAUGCUGGCAAGAGCAGGCUCUUCCGUGCCUUCUCCCAGGCGGACAACUCAACGAGCCGCAAGUACGGCGGCACGGGGCUGGGGCUGGCGAUCUGCAAGAGCCUGUGCAACCUGAUGGGCGGGGACAUCGGGCUGGAGAGCAAGGUGGGGCAGGGCUCCGUCUUCUUCUUCUUCGUGCACCUGCUCGUCGUGCCCGACCAGCCGAGAGCGGGCGGCGCUGCGUCGUUGGAGGCGGAGUCGGCGGAGGAAGGGCUGCUGUGGCGCCACCUGCAGAACAUGAGGGUGCUCGUUGCUGAGGAUAACAAAGUCAACCAGAUGGUGGCGACGCGCAUGCUGCACAACCUGGGCAUCAAGUACGACCUCGUGGAGAACGGCCGACUCGCGCUCAGCGCGUGCGAGGCGCGCAAAUACGAAGUCGUGCUCAUGGACUGCCACAUGCCAGAGAUGGACGGGUUUGAGGCGACUCAGAAGAUCCGCGAGAUGGAGGUGGAGCGGGUGCAUGCAUACAAGGAAGCCAAGGCCGCCGCCAAGCUCCUGCAGCAGCAGAACCCCGGGAACCCCCCGCCGCGCCGCCACCUCCCGCGCCCCCACCGCACCUUCAUCAUAGCGCUUACUGCAAGCGCUCUUAGCGAGGACAAGGAGAAGUGCAUCGCAGCAGGCAUGGAUCACUACUUAUCCAAGCCGAUUCGUCCGAGGGAUCUGGAGAGAGCGAUCAGGGAGAGUGUGCUCGCAUUGAAGGACCUCCAUGCGGAGGAAGGGGCUGCGGCGGCGGCGGGAGGGGGCGGAAGCACGAGCGCGUCGGCUGCUGCAGCGGCGGCGGCGGCGUCGCGGUCGCGGAAGAGAAUGGCUAAGCUGAGUCUUCAGCAGUCGCCGAAUGUGGACAUUUGGAGCGAUAUUGCGAGUGAUUCUGACAGCAGCGGAUUCUUCUCGGAUGCUUCUGUCUCGUCGACGAGCAUGAGGAGGUACGGAAGGGGAGGGGGAGGCGGGGGGAGAGGGGGGGGAGGGGGGCGGGACGGAGGAGGGGAGGGGUACAGCAGUGGCGGGGGGAGUGGGGGCGGCAGACACAAGCCUCCGUUGUCUUCCCCUCGGCGCAUGAGACCUGUGCCGGAAGGGGUGGGUGCAGGCGCGGACGCAGGAGGCGGGGGAGGGGGAGGAGAAGGAGGAGGAGGAGCAGGGGGUGGUGCUGGCAGUGGCGGUGGUAGGAGUGGUAGUGGUGUUCGUAGUGGUGUGGGGAGUAGAGGCCAUGCAGGAGGAGGAGGACGGGGGUUGAAGACAGAGAGUGAGGAAGAGGAGGAAUUGGAAGAGGAAGAGGAGGAGGGUCGGUGGAGUGACAGGGGGGUGAGUGAGGGGUUGCGAUCCCCAAGGUCCCCUAGGGCAGGCAGCAGCUGCAGUGGCAGCAGCAGCACGAGUGGUUCGGAAGGGAGGAGAGCAGUGGGGAAAGGAGGAGGAUCAGGAGCAAGAGGGGGAGCCGCAGCACAGAGGCAACAACAAGGCUAUGAUGGGCAGAUGUCUCCUCGCAGUCCCAGGAGACAGGCAGGGGUAGUGGCAGCGGCAGCAGGAGCAGGGGACUUGGGAGGGCCUUCUAUUCAGUUGAAUAUCGGGGCAAGCAGCAGUGGGCAGGGCGGCAGUGGCGGUGGGGGGGUGAAGAAGCAUGGUGUGAGGGAGGCAGAUGGGGUGAGGCCGCCACUGUCUCCGAGGAGUAGAGGCAUGAAUCUGACUGCUGCCUCUGCUGCCCGUGCUGCUGCUUCUGGUGGUCUUGCUGGUGCUGCUGGUGGUGGAGCUGGUGGCGGUGGCAGUGGUGGGUUUGGAUGGAGUGAGCAUGGGGAGGAGGCAGCGGAGGAGGAGGAGGAGCAUCUGUACCUGGGGCAGCAGGAUGGGGGGCUAACAAGCGACGACGGCAGCACAGGGAGUGCACCCACCAUGGAGGAAAUCUGGUCCAAGAUCAGCGGCGGAGGUGGAGGGGGAGGAGGGGGGGUUGGAGUGGGUGGGCAAGGAAAAGGCAGUGGCGGAGGGGGAGGGGGGGGCAGCACAGGAAUCAGUGGGGGGAUUGGAGGUACAGGGGCGGGAGGGAGAGCAGUAGGAUCUGCUACUGCCACACGAUCGCAUUCAGCUGCAGUGCCCAUGCUAGGCCUAUCCCCCACGUUCGCCCGCCCCUCCAGUCCUCCCAGUAUUACUGCUGCUGUUGACUCCAUUUCCCCACGCACCCGCCCCUCGCCUUCCCCGACCCGUCGGCGCUCCCUCGGGGGACCAAUUGGGCGGUCCCAUGCAGGGGCAGGAGGAGGGGGGAGCGGAGGGGAGGGGCGGGCGGGUGGGAGAGGCGCAGAGGGAGGAUUUGGAGAUGGGAGUGGUUUUGAGACAGAGGGCGCCGACGGGUUUGCUUUCAGCAUUGGGUCUCCCUCGCCCGCUCCUUUAAGCCCUGAACGCCCAGUCAAGGCAGCAGCAGGAGGAGCAGGAGGAGCAGCAGGGAGUGGCGGUUUUCCUAUCAGUGUAUCUGCAGGGUCAGCCUUCCCCAGCUCGGUGUCUGCAGCAGUUGUGACCUCCUCCUCCAGCGGUGGGCUGCUGUUGAGCCCUCGCAUGGACUCGCGCCUGCCCCGGCCUGAUGACCACCGGCGACGCAGGAGAGACAAGGGGGGCGCCAUAGAGGCAGGCCACCCAGGAGCACCAGCACCAGCAACAGGAGUAGCAGGAGUCGCAAUAGGAGCAGGAGGAGGGGGAGCAGCAGGGCCAGGAGGGGGUUCUUGCUCUAGUGGGACGGGUGUAGGGGCAGCAGUUGGGGGUGUGGUGGGCGGUGGGGCAGGUGAUGCAAGGGGCAGGUCUCCCCUGCGCUCCCCUGCCCGCGCCAGGCCCACAACACACCCAGCCACGGCUGCUGGCGGUGGCGGUGCUUCGGGUACCUCUGCUGGUUCCAUGUCCGGGCAUGCAUCUGGAAGCGAUGGGGCAUUAGACAGAGAGCGAGACCACCCCCAUCCCCAUCCCCACCCGCACCCUCACUCCCAUCCGCACCCGCAUCCCCAUGGCCAUUCCCAUUCCCACUCCCCUCACCAGCACCCAUCAAUCCCGCACGCUGCUACUACCUCCAUCCCUCGUGGCCCCCUGCACCAGUCUGCUGGCCUGCGCCGCUCCCUCACUCCCGAGGGGGGCGAUUACCCCGGUUCCUCACUCCUCUCCCGCCUCACCAAUCUCACUGCUAGUGGGGACAGCACAGGGGCAGGAGGAGCGGGAGGAGGAGGAGGAGGUGGAGGUGGUGUGGGGCAGAGUAGAGGAGGUGGAGAGGGAGGGCUGGGAUCCAGACACAUACUUGCAGACCCACACAGUCAUGGGAGGUUGGGAGGAGGCGGAGGGAGCGGGGGCAGUGCUGGCGGAGGGGCAGGAGGAGGAGGGAUUGGUUACGGGGUGGGAAUGGGUGCGGGAAUGGGAGGCAGAGGCGGGGCGGGGGCGCCCUCCCCAUUGUGGCGCAGUGCGAGUCUGGAGCCGCCCAAAAGGCAGAUCCGCACGGGCGCACAGCAGAAGGAGGCGCAGGAUCUUCGCAUGUGGAUAGACCGUGCCACCACCUCCAAGCUGGACCUGUGGAUCGACCAGGUGGUGAGUGGGGGCGCAAGCAGCCCCAGUGGAAGCAGCGCAAGCGGCAGUGGGAGCGGGAACCGGCCAAUGACAGCUGGAGGUACCAGCCCGAGCAGCAACAUCACUGGCGCCACUGCUUCCUCUGCAGCUGCUGCUGGUGGUAGGGUGUCUUCUAGGGUGGCAGCUGGUAGCACAGAGCCCUUGCACUUGCGGUUGCAGGCUCUGAAGCAGCAGGAAGGAGGGGGGGGUGGCGGAGGGGGAGGCGGAGGAGGAGGGGGAGGGGGAGGGGGAGGGGGGGCGGACAGCAGCAGUACAGGGGAGCAGGGGGAGGCAGCAGGGGAGGGGGGGGUUAGGGUCGCCGGGGGGGAGCCCUGGAGAGAGUCCAAAAGGGGCUGGCGGUGGACCACCACAGCGAAGAAGCUCUUCCUCGGGCCACUGAAUGUAUAAGACCUGCAGAUUGGGAUGAAAUGACAUGUGACGCGUGGUUGAGUCGUGAGCCGCCUGUCUCAAGACGCGUGGGCUUUAGGCGGUGGGAGUUGAUGUGUGGAAGAGUGCUAUCUUAUUGGAUGGCUUGUAUUGUCACCGGCCACAUAAGUUUCGGGUGAAUGGCUAUUGGUCAUUUAUUGCUUCGUAUAUCCAAGCGUGGUGGUUAAUUGUGGAGCCACCAUGAUGUUUCAACUCCCAGAGGUACCUGAUACGAGAUGUGAUGCGCUAUGAGCUUGAAGUUGAAAUUUAAGCCAUCGGGAAUCAAACCGACGUGAACCCAACUGAACCUGCUGCUGCCUGUAAUCCAGAAUCUCUCUGUUGACAACCGUGCCCUAACUGCGGCCUCCUAGUUCCACUGCCACGUCGUCACGCGCUUCCUUUAGCGUUUCCGCUAGUUAGGCUACUAAAUCUUUCGCGAGCAUCUUUAUUCGCGGAAUCUUCUCCGCCUGACCACCGUCUCUCUGACAAGCCACAUCCUCCCGUUUUCUCUCCUCUCUCCCUCUCUCCUCCUCUCUCUCUCUCUCUCUCUAUCGCUAUUCGGUCCCGUGUUUGCUUCUCCUCGAUCGGACUUCCUGCGUCGCGAUUCUCGCGUGUCUAGUCUUGCUCUAAUCUAUCGUCAC
Molecule: messenger RNA, 9294 nt
Organism: Closterium sp. NIES-67
Lineage: Eukaryota; Viridiplantae; Streptophyta; Zygnematophyceae; Desmidiales; Closteriaceae
Source: the annotation of a GenBank genome assembly